Molecule: messenger RNA, 3789 nt
Organism: Cuscuta epithymum
Lineage: Eukaryota; Viridiplantae; Streptophyta; Magnoliopsida; Solanales; Convolvulaceae
Source: the annotation of a GenBank genome assembly
AAUAAAACAGCCCCUACACUAUACAUCGUUUUCUGGAGCCUCGCGCUACACCAGUCCCAGGUAUAACAGAAACGAUGAUUCAGUUGCACUGCCCAUCCAAGACCUGGAUUUCCACACCACCCCCUUCAAGAUUCUAUCAGUUUUCUCCUUAUACGAGAAAGUCACUGCCAUGCCCCUGCUUGUGCAAUCCUUAUUCAGCUUUACGGAGGACUCAUUCAUCAGUAACAAAAAACGGUUCCUUCGGUAUUUCAAUGUUUCCCUACUAAGUGCGAGUAACUGUGCUUUACUAGGGAUGACCAAUAUCAAUUAUCAGAAGAAGUGUAGGAAGCUGGACUGCUUUCUGACUACAAAUGCUUUGGGGUAUUUCAAUUCUUUUCUGAGGACAAUGCAUCCGAGUAGUAACUCUCAGAUAUGUUCCAAAAAGCACACACAGGGUUUCCUAGAAAGACAUAAUGUAGCAGCAUUGCCAUCAUAUUUCACCAGUAGAUUGAUACAUCUAGUUUCCGUGAAUAUGAAGACAACUCUAUUGCAUGGACUUUUCAUCUAUGCGAUUCAAGCAUUUGGUGCACAGAGUUUGCCUUUUGCUUGCAUGUCUAAUAACUUGAGCAAACCAACACCACUUGGACUGGAUGUGGUCUUGCCUUCACUAAAGGAUAUCAACUGGAGUUUUUCACGGAUUAUAUAUUUGUUCAACAUUCAACUUGAGAAAAAUGUUGCCAUGUUUUUUAUCGUGCUCCUUGUCUCGUGUUUCAUUUUUGUUCUGAUUGGUGGCUUCCUUUUCUUUAAGUUCAGGAAGGAUACGCAUUCUCUUGAGGACUGCUUUUGGGAGGCUUGGGCAUGCCUGUGUUCAUCAUCUACUCAUCUCAAACAAAGAACACGGAUUGAACGUGUGAUUGGCUUUGUGCUUGCGGUAUGGGGCAUUUUGUUCUAUUCUCGCCUUCUAAGCACAAUGACGGAACAAUUCAGGGAUAACAUGCAAAAACUUAGAGAGGGAGCACAGAUGCAAGUUUUGGAAACCGAUCAUAUUGUUGUUUGUGGAGUUAAUAGUCGCCUAGCGUUCAUACUAAAACAGCUAAAUAAUUAUCAUGAAUUCUCUGUUCGCUUAGGUACUGCCACAGCUAGACGACAGCGAAUCCUUCUCUUAUCUGAUCUCCCUAGACGGCAGAUAGAAAAAAUUGCUGACAGCAUGGCAAAAGAUCUCAAUCAUAUUGACAUUCUUACAAAGAGUUGCAGUCUAAGUUUGACAAGAUCUUUUGAAAGAGCUGCGGCAAAUAAAGCGCGUGCAAUUGUUAUAUUGCCAACAAAAGGAGAUCGGUACGAAAUUGAUACUGAUGCUUUUCUGUCAGUACUAGCCCUCCAACCUCUUCAAGAAAUGGCCUCUGUGCCCACUGUAGUUGAGGUCUCAAGUUCCAAUACUUGUGAGCUUUUAAAGUCUAUUUCUGGAUUGAAAGUACAUCCUGUGCAAAAUGUUACAUCCAAGUUAUUUGUUCAGUGCUCUAGGCAGAAGGGGCUCGUAAAAAUAUACAGACAUUUGCUUAACUAUCGAAAAAAUGUGUUUAAUCUCCGCAGCUUUCCUGACCUGGCUGGAUUAAGAUAUAAGCAAUUGAGACGUGGUUUUCAAGGGGUUGUUGUCUGUGGUCUCUAUCGAGGAGGGAAGAUAUAUUUCCACCCAAAUGAUGAUGAAAUUUUAGAAGAAAAUCAUAAAGUUCUAUUUAUUGCGCACAUACAAGGGAAAACACUUCCACGGCUUGAUGAUUCUAAUGGUACAGAAGAAUGCGAAGAUGUUAAAGGUGGUAUUGGAAAUGUGAAAGAUGGUAGAUUAUCAAGUCAUAUUCAGGACAUUAGAAAUACACGCCUUGAGAAUAUUGUCAAGCGAACAAGAUUUAGAUCUAAGGCAUCAGACUGGUCUUUGGGACCAAAAGAGUGUAUUCUUGUUCUUGGGUGGCGCCCAGAUGUUGUGCAAAUGAUUGAAGAAUAUGACAAUUAUCUGGGACCUAGUAGUGUUUUGGAAGUCUUGUCAAAUGUUCCCUUGGAGGACAGAAUUAACGCAUGCAGACUUGCUGGUCAUGGAAAGCUGAGGAACGUGAGAGUUUCUCACAGGAUUGGAAAUCCAGUGGACUACGACACCUUGAGGGACACAAUUGUACACAUUCAAAAAUCAUUAAAGAAAGAUGAAGAUAUUACAUUCUCCAUUGUUGUCAUACCUGAUCGAGAAUGGCUCCUUGGAGAUCCAUCCAAGGCAGACAAGCAAUCUGCGUAUUCUCUUCUCCUUGCUGAAAACAUUUGCAAUAAACUUGGUGUGAAGGUUCAAAACCUAGUUGCAGAAAUUGUUGAUUCCAAGUUUGGGAAACAAAUUGCAAGAAUCCGGCCUUCUUUAACUUACAUUGCAGCAGAGGAAGUCAUGAGUCUCGUGACUGCACAAGUUGCAGAAAACUAUGAAUUGAAUGAAGUCUGGAAAGACAUUCUGGAUGCAGAGGGGGAUGAAAUAUAUGUUAAGGAUAUCAUCCUGUACAUGAAGGAAGGGGAGAAUCCUUCCUUUGCGGAGCUCUCUGAAAGAGCAUAUUUGCGAAGAGAAGUUGCCAUUGGUUAUGUGAAGAGAAACAAAAAUGUUCUCAACCCAAAUCCCAAGUCAGAGCCUCUUUCUCUUCAACCUGGUGAUUCCCUGAUAGUUAUCUCUGAGCUAGAAGGAGAACAGCCUGUGGUCAUUGAACCAGAGUCUUGAAGUUUGGUAGUUUAUAUAAAUUGCAUCUGGAAAAGGUGCAAAUAAGCCCCUCCUUAGUGCAGAUCGACCCAUAAUUCUUUUAGGUGCAAAUAUAACUUCAAUAUUUUAUUCAAGAUCAUAUUGGCCCUUAUUUGCCUUAAAAGGCUAAAAUUAAAAGCAUAAAGAUCUUCAGAAAUUAUUAAAUAAAUGGAUUAACUUUGAAAGAGACAUAAUUUCGAAAUGCUUUUUCAAAAAAUUAAACAAAUGCUGCCACAUAAAAUUUAUAUUUGCAGCGCAUAUAUCUCAGUUUUUUGUUAGUCUUGUUUCCUUAUACAUUACCUACACCAUGUCUUUCAAAAUGAAACACAAUUUGAUUUUCCAUCACAAAUUUGAACGCUAUAAAUUCAAAUAUCAUUAGAAAAGAAUGUGCAAUUUAUUGAGUGUCUAAAGGAACAAUAAAAUUAAAUGUAAAAGUUAUUUUUUUAAAACUGCAUUGCAUAUAUUUUAAAACCAUGGAAGUGUGGAACAUAUAAAUCUUGAUGUUAAAAUUAUUAAAAUUUGUUAUUUUCUAUUUUAUUCUUUAAUCAUUUUUCAUUCCCUACAAUAACUUCCAAGCUUUAUUCUCAAAAGGUUUUGAGAUCGAUUAACAUGAAUAAUUCCAUGAUAUAAUAGCCAAAAUGAUAAGAAAAAUAAGAAAAGUAAAAAAUGAGAAAGAUAAAAAGUAUAAGAUAAAUAUAAAGAUAAAUAUAUAGAAUAAAAGAAAACAAGAUAGAGAAAAGAUGAAAAUAACAUAAGAAAAAUAAAGAAGAUAAAUAAAUAAAAGAAAACGAGAGAAAAGAAAAAAGAAAUUGUUUUUCAUUUCCUAAAUCAAAUGAUAAUUUUUUAUUGGUUUUUACAUUUCCAGUUUUAUCAUUGAACAGCAAUAAAGAUCAAUAUCUUGAAGAAACAUUAGGUGUAUAUUUGCACUUUAAAAUGUUAAACGCAACAAUUGUGCCGGAGACAUCAUUAGGGGCUUAUUCACACAUUUUCGUUAACAUCUAUUAUCUACACGUAAUUUCAUGUAAUAAUAAUAAUACAUAAUAUAAUCC